Molecule: messenger RNA, 487 nt
Organism: Solanum stenotomum
Lineage: Eukaryota; Viridiplantae; Streptophyta; Magnoliopsida; Solanales; Solanaceae
Product: EG45-like domain containing protein 2
Exons: 3
Coding region: 1-360 (119 amino acids)
Source: RefSeq, a predicted model, not a curated record
AUGGAAGUAGUGUCUAGCGUGGAAAGCAUUUCUACUACUCCUUUCUUAUCAGCUGUUAGUUUGGAGUUUACAACUACCAAAUGUGGCGGGAACAGGUCAGAUCAGUUCCCUUCGGGGAAUCUAUUUGUGGCAGUGAGUGAAGGGCUCUGGGAUAACGGGGCGGCGUGCGGGCGGCGUUACAGGCUGAGAUGUUUGAGUGGAAACAAUAGGCCAUGCAAAGAAGGAACAAUUGACGUGAGAGUUGUUGACUACUGCACCAAAAGGCCAUGUCCUUCAACUAUUGCUUUGUCAAGUGAUGCUUUUGCUCAAAUAUCAAUUUCUCAUAAUGCUAAGAUCAACAUCGAAUAUGUCCAGAUUUGACAAGAAAUUGAAGAAGUGAAGCUUAGGAAUAUGAAACACGUCAUGAUUAGAAGGAAAUUCAUCGCAAUGUCUCAACUUUGAUGUAAUUUAUAAUUUAAAUACAUUUUUGAGCAAACAUAUAUGAAGA